AUAAGAGAUUACAUGUAACACUUUAAAAAUAAUAGUUUGUACUUCAAAAUCGAGCAUUGUUGUAUUGGCUAAGCAAUUACAAGUCCUACUCUAUAAUUAUUUCCGAAUAUUUGUUAUUUCCGACCCUUUAUAGAAUUUCAUCAGCUGAGAAGAUUCCUUUGGAAUCCAAGACGGUAGAUGUGGUAGCCGUCUCUCAAGCCGCACAUUGGUUUGAUUUCUCUGCCUUCUGUCUGGAAGCUGACCGUGUUCUACGACCAGGAGGACACGUCGUGAUCGUAUCUAGCUUAAGGAAGACGUUACAUCAUGAUGAUCCCGUCAUGGAAACCAAGAUCAACGAAUGUAAUGAUAGAUACAUGAGUAUUCUAGAUACCUAUCGGCUCAUCAGUCAUGAUGAUCUAGAUAAGUUCUACAUAAACCUCAAGAGUCAUUAUCCUGAGACAAUAAGGGAGACCAUUGGAGUAAACGUUCAGCAUUCGCCUGUUGAUUAUCUGAAUCUGAUCAAGACUAUGAGUUACUCUUUCAAAUACAAGCAAAAUAAUCCAGACGGUAAUUUGUUCGAAGAAUUUCAGAAGAGCCUUGAGGACGUUAUGGAAACCGGAGGAGGAGCCACAGAUGGACGAUUCCGAGUCACUUUCUGGCACGAUAUAUCCAUUGGUCAGAAAGGAAUAUCGUGAAAUCAGUAUCAGUUAGGUUAGGAUAAAGAAAGGAUAACAUCAAUAUCUGGAUUUAUUAAAAAUAGGUCAUAUUAUGUCCCCCUCUCCCCCCCCCAAA
Strongylocentrotus purpuratus (purple sea urchin) is the source of this 771-nucleotide messenger RNA. RefSeq lists its product as uncharacterized. The record is from RefSeq and is a predicted model, not a curated record. Lineage: Eukaryota; Metazoa; Echinodermata; Echinoidea; Camarodonta; Strongylocentrotidae. The transcript has 4 exons. The coding region runs from base 318 to 674 and encodes 118 amino acids.